AUGAAUUUAACAAGACCUUCCACCUCCUCUUCUUCGGCUGAUGCUCCAGGCUUGCUUUAUGCUGGCUUCAAUCAAGACUUUGGGUGUUUUGCUGCUGGGUUAGAUAGUGGGUUUAGAAUAUUCAAUUGUGAUCCCCUGAAAGAAAAAAUGCGUAAAGACUUCGACGACGGUGGAAUAUCGAUCGUUGAAAUGCUAUUUCGUUGUAAUUACCUCGCUCUUGUAGGUGGUGGAAAAAAUCCAAAGUAUCCACCAAAUAAGGUUAUCAUAUGGGAUGAUUUGAAAAGUAAGGGAAUAGCAGGACUGGAAUUUCGUAGUGAAGUUAAGAAUGUAAAACUGAGAAGGGAUAGGAUCGUCGUUGUUCUUUCUAAUAAAGUAUUUGUCUACAUGUUUAGCGCGAAACCACAGAAGCUCCACACUUUUGACACAAUAGACAACGAUAAAGGUUUGGUUGCUCUAUCGUCAUCAGAAAACCACGCCAUAUUGGCGUUUCCGGGUCGACAAAAAGGCCAUAUUCAGAUCGUAGAUCUCAAUACCUUCCAUGCUACCACGGCUGUGACUAGAAACAACACUGCCUUUCCUACAAACUCAUCGUCGUCUUCUUCAUCCUUUCCACAUCAUAGACGUUCUUCAUCGUUUGGUGGUCAUAAUGAUCUACAACCUCCAUCAGUUCAUGACAGAAGACCAAGUGUAUCCAAUAGUUCAAGACCUGGAAGUAUUAUAAAUUCGAGCGGAAGUACAACUGUGAUGACCACAAAUAUUAGUAUUAUUCCUGCACAUACUGGAAAAUUGAGUUGCCUGUCAGUAAAUGCAGAUGGAAGCAAAUGUGCGAGUGCCAGUGAAAAGGGUACACUAAUAAGAGUUUUUGACACCGCUACCGGAAAAUUAUUGAAUGAAUUACGGCGUGGUGUAGACCGUGCUGAGAUUUAUAGCAUCGCAUUCAACCAUGAUUCGACGCGAUUGUGUGUUUCUUCUGACAAAGGAACGGUACACAUCUUUAAUCUGGACGUCAUUCUUGGAAAUGGUGUAAAUCACUCUCCGAAUAACGGAGCUGCCUACUAUGGCGAGGUCGUUGUAAACAACACGGUCCCACCACCGAGUGGUAACAGACAAUCUAGUUUAUCUUUCAUGAAAGACUUGCUUCCAAAAUAUUUCUCUUCCGAAUGGUCAUUUGCACAUUUUAAAGUAAUGGCAGACUGUCGAUGCAUCUGUGGAUUCGGACAAGAAAGAAAUUCUGUAAUUG
This is a messenger RNA of Racocetra persica, 1240 nucleotides long. NCBI's taxonomy places the organism in Eukaryota, Fungi, Glomeromycota, Glomeromycetes, Diversisporales, Gigasporaceae. The record is from the annotation of a GenBank genome assembly.